Gadus chalcogrammus (walleye pollock) is the source of this 1910-nucleotide messenger RNA. Its product is annotated as T-cell-specific surface glycoprotein CD28-like. The record is from RefSeq and is a predicted model, not a curated record. The coding region runs from base 202 to 876 and encodes 224 amino acids. Lineage: Eukaryota; Metazoa; Chordata; Actinopteri; Gadiformes; Gadidae. Gene Ontology annotation, biological process: regulation of T cell proliferation; T cell receptor signaling pathway. The transcript has 5 exons. Gene Ontology annotation, cellular component: external side of plasma membrane.
GAAGGAGGUGACAGCUGCAGGCUACCCUGCAAGGGAGAGGUUGUUAUAUCAUUGCAAAAGGUGUCAAAUACAAGAAGCAUCGCUGCAUCCAGGAAAACCUCGAGUCAAAGGCUCUACACACACCGCCGAAGACCGACAGACUGACACAGACAGACUGGGACCCGCCGCGUUCCUCACUGGAGAUCAGUUCACCCAGCGGGCAUGGUUCAGUUCCCCGCGGUUGCGGUGGUAGGCCUACUGCUGCUAGGCUGCUGCGUUCGUGCGUGGGACUUGGAUAACUGUUGCUCCUGUCACGUGGUCCGAUGCGUUCCGACCGGCGACCUCGUCUUCGUGCCGUGCCCGAGUCCAUUGCUCCCCGACGACGCAGAGGUGAAAUUCCAGCUCGACCAGUCAGAAAAGAUGGCGCACUACCGCUUCUACGGAUCGAGAUGGAAUCGCUCGGAGCUCGACGCCGGGCUGGAGGAAAACGUGACGAUGGCAAAGAGACGGCCGGAGAUCAAUGUCAAGAUGCACUUGAACACGACGGCGUCGGACGGGUGGGCGCGGUUCGCGCUCGUCGGGGUCGCCGCGGAGGACAGCGGCCUUUAUCGGUGCAGCGCCAAGGUCAUCUACCCCCCCCCCGUGUUGACCCUCUGCAACGCGUCCACAGUGGACCUCCGCCUGGAAGGGCACCAGUGCGAGGCCCCUGUGGUCUGUGGCCCCCCGGUCUCCGGGCCCCCUGAAUGUCUCUCGAUCUGGAUCUGGAUCGGGGCGAUGGCGGCCCUGGGCGUGUACGCCCUGCUCGUCACCGUCGUGGCCUCGGUCAAACUUGUCCGGGUAAAUAAAGACAAAUUGAACCAGAGUGAGUACAUGAACACCAAACGUGUGGCGCGCUGAGAAGAGGAUCACAAGGGAAGGUCUUGAGUGGCUGUUGCAGCAGCCCUCCUGAUUGGUUCAUGCCUAGCCAAUCAGAGUCUUACCUUGCUUGCAAGGGCGUAACCACACAUUCUUUGGGGGGGUCGUGCCCCCCCCCAAUGUUGAGAAAAUACUAACCUGUCCCCCCCAAUAUACAGCAGGAUAAAAUGUAAAAUAUAUGUUCUCUUUUUAUGAACCCUGUCAAUGUCUCUUGUUAUGUCUUAUUUAUUUUCAAUUUAUUUCCGUUUGUUAAGUGUGUGAAUCCCCCCUCCUAAUUGUACACUUGUGCGAUUUAGUUUGAAACCACCUCGCGGCUUUCUGCGUUGUCAUGGUUACCCCACACUCUUUCUUCAGUGAGAGGCAAGAAAGUAAAGUUGAGUAAUGGAGGAUUUGAGGUUUCUUCAUCAUCACCAUCAGAGGGGCCAUGUGACUGUGCACUUUAACUAGACGUAAACUGAGAGAAGCUACACAUAUUUGGUCGAAAGUGAAUACAAAGCGGCUUGAAAACAAAGUACGACAGGAAACAGGAAAUCGCUUGUAACCCACAACAUUUGAUCAGAUACUGGGCAGAUUCUGAAAACAGCGGUGAGCAUUUCAUCACAUAUUUGGAUGCACUAAUAUGAAGAACAUUACUGCUGCCCACCGAGGGAACUGGAUGUCUAAUAACGAAAGAGAAGCAUCUAUCUCACGCCUAGUGAGAUAGAAGUGGCGACUUAAUUUGAAAUCUUUCAUGACUGAUAUCGUUUCUAAGCAAACUAGACACAUGGGUUUGCCUUUGAAUUCUAUGAACAGAUACUCUGCUUUUCUUCUUUCUUAACCAAGUUUUCUGUAACUCGUUUUUUUUUAUUAUUAUUUUUUUAUUAUUAUUAAAUAAAAAUUAUGUGCCCAGUUGCCCAUCCCUGACUUGGAGGAAUACAAAUUUUUGAGGACUCAUUUGGACAAACAUUCAAUCUGCCCCAAAAGUUGUGCUUUCCGCUUAUGAAUAUAGUAGAAUCAUAAUUUUGAUAUAAAUUGAA